Hirundo rustica (Barn swallow) is the source of this 1032-nucleotide messenger RNA. RefSeq names its product chromosome 13 C15orf61 homolog (gene C13H15orf61). The record is from RefSeq and is a predicted model, not a curated record. The coding region runs from base 8 to 475 and encodes 155 amino acids. NCBI's taxonomy places the organism in Eukaryota, Metazoa, Chordata, Aves, Passeriformes, Hirundinidae. The transcript is spliced from 2 exons.
CCGCGGGAUGCGGGCGCUGCUGCGGCGGCUGCACGGAGCGGCCGUGGCGCUGCUGCUGUGGCGGGGCCGGGCUCCGUCCCCGGCCCGUCCCGCCGCCUCCGAGGUGCUGAGCCAGCACCUGCGGCAGCGCCGCCUGCCCCACUGGACCUCGUUCUGCGUCAAGUACAGCGCGGUGCGCAACGACCAGUUCGGCCUCUCGCACUUCAACUGGCCCGUGGACGGCGCCAACUACCUGGUGCUGCGCACCGGCUGCUUCCCCUUCAUCAAAUACCACUGCUCCCGCGCCGCCCCGCAGGACCUGGCGCUGCAGGACGCCUUCUUCACCGCCCUCAAGGUGCUCAACGCCGGCAUCCCAACUUUACUGUAUGGAAUUGGCUCCUGGUUCUUUGCCCGUGUCACAGAGACUGUUCACACCAGCCAUGGCCCCGUCACUGUUUAUUUUCUAAAUAAAGAAGAUGAGGGAGCCAUGUACUGAACUGAGUAUCUGUCCUCUGGUGGGUUCUGUGCUGCGAAUAUCUGCUGCCUUUGACUAAAAACAACGGAAAAACUUGGUUUUUACACUGUGUUCUCGUGCUCAGUGUGCUGUUUCAGGAGGCUGCGUGGACCUUUCGGUUGUGAGAGAUUGAUUUUUUUUGCAGAGGUCUGUGAAGUUGAAGAAUUAGAAUUGCUGAGGGCGUGUCUGGAAGUCAGGGCCUGGUGCUGCUGGACAAACUCGUGAUCAUUUAAAGAGAUGCAUUUAUCAACUUAGAGAACCGAAUUGUAGCCUUUGGGCAAGGAAACUGAAGGCACUGACAUUUUCAGAAUGUCCCUGAAAAGAUAAAAGCUGCUCAGGUGUAGAUGCUGCCUAGGUAUUUCAGAAGGAAUUAAUUGUCACAGGUGUCACUGUGUCCGAAUGGCACUGAGUGGUCACGAUCACCUGGAGGAGCCUUUGGGGGGAAAAAAAACCUACCCUAAAAGAAGUGCAGAAUGGCUGUAUCACAUUUCUUGAAAUGAUGUUGAAAUAAAAUACCCAAAAUACAUUUGAUGCUUGUA